AUGAAUGGAAUUUUCGCCAUCGAGAAGCCAAGUGGCAUUACUUCAAAUCAGUUCAUGAUGAGAUUACAACAGAUCUUGAACAAUAGUCAUGUAUUCUCUAAGGAUAUACAAAGGGCUACCGCUGAAAGAAUGAAGCAGUACCAGGAGGAGACAGGUAAGAAAGCUAGUAAGAGAAAACUGAGGAAAGUUUCCAAGGUAAAGAUGGGUCAUGGUGGUACAUUAGAUCCAUUGGCGUCUGGUGUUCUUGUGAUUGGUAUUGGUACCGGAACGAAAAAAUUGGCAGAAUACUUAUCAGGAACGGUUAAGGUUUAUGAGAGUGAAGCCCUCUUUGGGGUAUCGACUACAUCUGGUGAUGUGGAAGGUGAAAUUCUAUCGAGAAACUCUGUAAACCAUUUAAGGAUGGAAGAUUUAAAGAAAGUUGAGGAAAAAUUUGUAGGUUCACUAAAGCAGACACCGCCCAUUUAUGCGGCGCUUAAAAUGGAUGGUAAGCCAUUGCAUGAAUAUGCCAGAGAGGGUAAACCUUUGCCCAGGGCAAUUGAACCUAGACAAGUGACAGUUUAUGAUUUACAGGUCAUGAAUGAUUCUUUGACGAAAAGUCAUGAUUACCCAUUGAUGAGGCCUUCAGGUGAAGCGAUAGAGACAUUACAAAAAUUGAACGCUAGCAUGUUGGAUGAUACUCUUUAUUUUUCAAAGGAAUACUGUGAAAAGCAGGGUUGGGAUAAUGAAGAGGCUCGUGUAGAAAAACCAAUUCCUCUGACUGAACAAGAGUCUGAAGAAAUUGAAAAGCAAGGUGAUAAGUAUCGUGCGCCAUUAUUGCAUUUUAAGUCAAAAGUUUCCUCUGGGACGUAUAUUCGUUCCUUAAUCAGUGAUAUUGGUAAGGCAAUGAUGAGUUCAUGUUACAUGGUUAAAUUGAUUAGGGUUCAACAGAAAGAUUGGUCGCUGGAAAGUCAAAACGUUUUCCAAUUGACAGAUUUCACCGAUAGAGAUGAAAAAAUAUGGAGUAAAGUUUUGGGUUUGGUCUUGGAAAAGGGAUCUGAGGUUAACAUAGCGGAUGAAUUCUUGAAAGCACAGAAGGAAUCUGAACAAGAGGCAAAAACUCUAGAAACGCAGCGUGAAGAAGAUGCAAAUGAAACUUUACUUAAUGAGGAGAACCAAAAGGAAACAGAUGAGGAAAGAAAAUCUGUUAAAAGAACUGCAGAUGAAUUGGAAAAGACGGAAUGA
Molecule: messenger RNA, 1221 nt
Organism: Zygosaccharomyces rouxii
Lineage: Eukaryota; Fungi; Ascomycota; Saccharomycetes; Saccharomycetales; Saccharomycetaceae
Gene: PUS4
Product: pseudouridine synthase PUS4
Exons: 1
Coding region: 1-1221 (406 amino acids)
Biological process (GO): mRNA pseudouridine synthesis; tRNA modification
Cellular component (GO): mitochondrion
Molecular function (GO): pseudouridine synthase activity; RNA binding
Source: RefSeq, a predicted model, not a curated record